Messenger RNA from Drosophila santomea, 786 nucleotides. RefSeq lists its product as uncharacterized. The transcript has a single exon. The coding region runs from base 29 to 769 and encodes 246 amino acids. Lineage: Eukaryota; Metazoa; Arthropoda; Insecta; Diptera; Drosophilidae. The record is from RefSeq and is a predicted model, not a curated record.
UUGGUUCAGUUGCACUUCCAGUUCCGAGAUGCUUGCUUCGUUACUUUUAGUACUCCCCUUGCUGUUUACGCCUUCGUAUGGUACUUUGGGCACGCAGGUGACCAGCUAUGACAACAAACGGAUGCUUCUUCUGAUCGAGGGCUUCAAUGGCACCGUAUCCGAGCAGCUCCUUCUGGUGGGAGCCACGUGGGGAAAACUGAAAGCCGACUACCCCAGGGAUGUGGCCAAAAUCGAGGAUUUGGAGGAGACGCUGCAGCAUGUGGUGUGCCGUAAGGAGAGUAACGUGACAGUUCGUCACCACCUGCAGAGUUAUCUCAUUCGCGAACAGAUCCGCGAGCAUCUGGAGACUCUAAACAGCUCUGAUCUGUUCCAGCAAGCCUUGCAAUCGGAGGAUCAUGAGCUGGGCAAGUGGCAGUUGGCGAUAGGACACCAUUCCCGGAAACUCCAUUGUUUGUUUGGGACAGACCAACUGACUAGGAUCCUAGGAGUAGUGAUUCGUCGGGCUUACAGCCUGGAGAGAUCCACCAGGCUGGCCGCGCUUCUCUACCAGCUGUAUAUCGGCAAUCGGGAGUCCUAUUCUUCAAUGGUGGAAGCCGAGUUGAUUCUUUACAAACGAUAUAAGAGUGGUGAAAAAAAUAGCCAGGAGUUCAGCGAAUACAUGGCUAAGCUCUGGCAAAGCAUCCAAAUUGAGGAAUUCUAUCCUGGGCUGGAUCAAAACACGAAACAACGACUUGUUGACGCAGUUAUAGACCUUCUAAAAUUCCUUUAAGUCCAACCCACAAAUGA